UACGCCAUAAUCAAGAAACUCGAGAAGCGAUUUACAUUACCAGAAAAUUGGCUACAAUCUUCUACUUAUUUGCAGAGGUAUUGGAAACUAAAUAAACAAGAGAAAAUACAUAUAUUGAGAUGGAAGACAACUGUGAGAAUGUUCAUAUCAAGGAAGAGAAUGUGGAGAAGGAGAAACUUCACUGCAAAAUCGAGGGCGAAACCGAAAAGCCCGAUGGAGCCGAAGAGAAGACCAAGUUUGACCUUGAAGUGGAGAGCAAGUCGGUUGUGAAAGAGAAAAAAGACGAGGGAGAUGAAGACGACGACGAGCAUAAAAAGAAGAAGAAGAAGGAUAAGUCGGAGAAGAAAACCGACGAAGAGGAGGAGGAGAAACCUAAGAAGGAGAAGAAGAAAGACAAGAAGAAGGAUCUAGAAGGCGAAGAGAGCGAGGGUAAAGAAGGUAAAAAAGAUAAGGAGAAGAAGAAAGACAAGAAGAAGGAUAAAGACGUCGAUUCCGAAGGUAAAAAGGAAGAAGAAACCGACGAGGCGAAAGAUGAAAAGAAAGAGAAGAAGAAGAAGAAGAAGAAAGAUUCUAAUGGAGAAGAAGAAGAGAAGGAAGAGAAGAAGAAAGAUAAGGAGAAGGAGAAGAAGAACAAGAAGAAGGACAAAGAAGAAGAGACGAAAAACGGGGGUGAUGCUGCUGAGGUGGCGUCUAGGGAGAUUAAACUAGAAGGAGAUGAGAAAACACCGGAAGGUGAAGUUUGUAAGGAUAAGAAAGACAAGAAAAAGAAGGACGAGAAGAAAGGGAAAGUUGAAGACGUUGGCAAACUGAAAACGAAGUUGGAGAAAAUAAACGGGAAAAUCGAAGGUCUCCUCGAGAAAAAAGCCGACAUUGUGAGGCUGAUAAAAGAAGCCGAGGAGAAGGAAAAUGUUGAUAAUAAUGCUAAGGCGACCGAAGAAGGAUGUGUAGCUGCUGCACCUGCUGAGGUUGUAGCUUAAUUAGCACUUGGUGUUUUCGUAAUACGUCUUAACCAAUUUUUUUAUUUUUUUUUCUUAAUUGUGAUCUUCGAUUUUAGUAGCGUCUAUGUCUAAUAUUCUCUGGUCUCGUUUGAAGAUGGAGAUAUGUGUGUGUGGUUUUUUUUUUUUUUUAAUAUGGUUGUGUUUGGAAGAGAUGUAUUUACGGUGUUAUUUGUACGGUUUGGGUUGAAUAUAGAGAUUCUAUGA
This is a messenger RNA of Erythranthe guttata (spotted monkey flower), 1202 nucleotides long. RefSeq lists its product as uncharacterized. Lineage: Eukaryota; Viridiplantae; Streptophyta; Magnoliopsida; Lamiales; Phrymaceae. The record is from RefSeq and is a predicted model, not a curated record.